Pelagomonas calceolata is the source of this 976-nucleotide messenger RNA. Lineage: Eukaryota; Pelagophyceae; Pelagomonadales; Pelagomonadaceae. The record is from the annotation of a GenBank genome assembly.
CGCUUUCAAACCCGCACAUAGCUGAAAAUGCAGUCGUCGACAAGCACAUUCGAGUUGGCCGGUCAUACGCACAUUGCUGCACUCAUACUGCCGCGGCACACAGCAUUCAUUACUCAUAAUCGAUCUUGAGACUGCGAGCUGCAACAAACACGCGUACAGGUAGCUGCUGCAGGUCACCACUGCUGCAGGAAGCAAAGCAAAGCAAGCGCAAACGCAAAAAUGGCGCCCGGCGACGGCAUGGCCAAGUCCUUGGACCCGCGCUACAACGGCGGCAUCGCGCCGGCAGGGGGUGGCUCCUCGAAAAAGAAGAGCGGCGGCCGUAGACGAGGGAGUGGACGAGGCGGCGGCGGCGGCGGCGGAGGACGAGGCGGCGGCGGCGGCGGCGGCGGCGGCGGUGGGAACCGACGGAACAGCGGCAAAGGACGAGGCGGCGGCGGCAAGGGCGACCGACGGAACUCCGGCAAAGGCGGUAAGGGGAAAGGGUGUUACCAUUGCGGUGGUAAUCAUACUAGGGCGAACUGCCCGGAGCUUGAGCCGCCCAUCCCCGAGAAGGUCGUGCUGAAUUUUAAAGAUGAGGCGGCCUACAAGGCUUAUCUGGCGAAGUGCCAAAAAGAGAGAGAUGCGUCCGAGGACAUCGCGUUCCGCAACCAUGGGGAGUACAUCAAAUAUUUGACGAAGAUCAAGGAGAAGGAGGACGACGCCCACGCGGCCUGGGCCGUGACGAAGGCUGAACUCGAUAAAAAAGCUCAGGCGGAGGCGGAGCUGAGAGCUAUUGACGCCGCUUUGGCCAAAACAAAGGUGAGCGCGCCGAAGCCUCCCGCGGCGCCUGCUGCUCCUGCUGCGCCCGCGCCGAAGCCCGCGCCGAAGCCCGCGGCGCCGCCCUUGCCGCCGCCGAUGAGCGGCGCGCAGAAGCUCGCGGCUUCUCCGUUCUCGAGCGCGUGGGGCGACUCGUCGGACGACGACUAAGGACGUGUAC